GGCCAUGAUACAGAAGUCCAUCCCCACGGAGGCCGAGUCUCUUUUUGCUUCCACUCAUUUUCGCACCCCUGGCCGAACUAUUGAAUCCAACCGCCAGCUCAACUCGAAAUCAUCGCGGGCUGUAUACCUGGUACCUAAAUAGGAUUAUCAUGGCCUCUCCAAUCUCAUUCGGCGAUGCUGCCGCCAUGGCCAAGAUCGCCUGGCGCGUCGCCCAAGCCUUCACACAGGGAUACAAGUCUUCCCCAGCUGAAUUUCGAGAAGUUGAAAACCAGCUUUAUUCACUUAGCGCAGCCUUGACAGCUUUCAAAGAUGUCUGUGGCCCCGAUCUCGCCGCCGUGACCAUUGACCCAGCAAAGCUGCCUGCUAGAUUCCAGACACAGGAACAGGACGGGGUGCACAGCGUGGCGAGGAUACUUGACAGCUGCCAUGAAACCCUAAAACACCUCGAAAAGAUUGUCGAAAACUACGGCGUCGUUGUCACCACCAAGGACCCGGCAAAGUCGUGGCUUCGGCGUUGGAGCACCGAAAUGACCAAGAACUAUAAGAAGAUUGCCUGGACUACCGAGGCCGGUGACCUGGCAGCGCUUCGCAGUCAGUUGAUGAUUCACACAAAUAGUUUGGACCUAGUCUUGGGCAUUAUUAUCAGCUCGCGGACAACGAGGAUCGAAGACAGCCUCAAGAACAAUUCUGCCAUGCUCCAGGAAAUAUAUUCUUGGUGGUCAAACAAUCUCAAGGAUUCCAUAGCUGCGCAGAUCCAGAAAGACCACCUUCCCCUCGGACUGCAAGGCGAGUCUAAGCUGUUGUCCUUCGAGGUUCAUGUCACCUCAAAUGGGGUUUCCCAAAUCCUGUGUCCCCAGGCCACCCUGCACGACGACUGGAAGGAAACAGGAGCAGUUCAGCUGUUUGUGUGCAGAUGUGGCCAAACCGUGAUGCCUGGGGGACAGCCUACCCGUAGCCAUCCGAGAGUUGAGAAGAUUGCAUUGUCACCUCUCUCAUUCCCAUUUCGACAGGCUGGGGACGCACGAUCCUGGACGCUCUUCAAAGCCCUGGACAUGUCGACCAACCAGAUGGUGUCCAUAACCAUCAAGAAUGUCGCGGCUCCAGAUAUCACCGAGUUCGAAGAGACCUUCAUUCAGCCGCUCGCAGAAGCAAGAGCAAACGCCAUGUUGCGGCAGGGCAUCAGUAACCAGCUCGCACACUUGUCACCGGACGCCACCCACGUUCGGGCUUUGAAUCUUCAGAGUGACUUGAACGACUGCCACAAGCUGAUCGACUCGGUGGCUUUCCGUGUUGGCCACCGAAAAUUAUCAAAACCGAGCGUGGAUGGACUUAGCCUUUUGAAUUACCGGGAGCUGGGCCAACAGACAGGCCGUUCUUUGACGAAUGACUUGGACCAUGCCGAGCUAUCCAUCUACUACGGUGGUGAGAAAACGGACGAAUCGACGGACAUCACAAAGAGCAUUGUCCAUUUGACCCACGCCACAACAUUCAAGGUUGAAGAAGGCAAUACCUGUGUGGUGAUCGAGGAGGUCGAGUGCCUCGGGUAUAGCCAAGACCAGCGAGUCAGUCGCCUCGAGAAAGCCGAUGUUGCGUUUCAUAUGCUAUCCCUGGAAGCCGCAAAGAAGCUCCGCGAGAAACUCGAAGAUAUGCGGGUGGAACUUUUGGUUACAAGCCUGCAGUACCCGCGGCCGGACGAUGUUGUCGUACUGCACCUUCAAGCAACUGAGGUUCAAUGCGAGGUCGCCAUUAUCUCGGACGCCGAGCUACUGAUAACCCGGAACUCUCGAGACGAACAUCGGCUCAUUGUGACAAGUCGCAAUCGCUGCACCGUUCUGAGCCAAGUUUUGCCCGAUUCGUUCUUCGCUUCCUCGUCUUUCGCGCCGAGCUUUGUCGCGCCCACUUGGCUUAUCCAACUCGAAGGGAAUGGAAAACGAAAGGUGUAUCAUUACCCUGACGGGUUCCGGUUUCUGAGCUUUCGUAACACCAACGCGGAGAAGAUGUUUGAGUUGGGUCGAACUGCGGUUCUACAAGGCGCUGGGUCGGAGAAGACUUUGCCGCUAAGGUAGAUUCCAUGGAAUGAAGGUUGACGACCAACCAUUGAGAAGUCAGGACGCGAAUUAUAGGAAGGGUUUCAUAUAGAGCUUAGCCUGGGCCUAUGGCGCGUACCCCUGAUAGUGGUAACAAGAAGAAAUUGUACCUACCGAUGGUUCUAACUACCUAGGUAGAUAUGUGAUGCAGCAAACUAGGCCCAA
Chaetomium fimeti is the source of this 2252-nucleotide messenger RNA. RefSeq lists its product as uncharacterized. NCBI's taxonomy places the organism in Eukaryota, Fungi, Ascomycota, Sordariomycetes, Sordariales, Chaetomiaceae. Bases 150 to 2066 code for a protein of 638 amino acids. The record is from RefSeq and is a predicted model, not a curated record. The transcript is spliced from 10 exons.